Tricharina praecox is the source of this 455-nucleotide messenger RNA. RefSeq lists its product as uncharacterized. The transcript has a single exon. The coding region runs from base 167 to 361 and encodes 64 amino acids. NCBI's taxonomy places the organism in Eukaryota, Fungi, Ascomycota, Pezizomycetes, Pezizales, Pyronemataceae. The record is from RefSeq and is a predicted model, not a curated record.
GACCGGAAUAGGGAGGAAAAAAGGAGGAAAAAGGGGGUUAAUGGUGGUAUGGACUGAUUUACUCUAGGGCAACUGGUUUGUCCCAUGGGAGGUAAUAGGGAAAGGAAGGGAAAGGAAAGGAAGAUAUCACGGUCACGGAAAGGGUACGGGGUGGAGGAAUGGGCACAUGGUACGGCGGCGGGGUUCUGUCUUCUUCAGCAACUGUUUUUUGUUCUUGUUUUCUGUUUGUUUUCUGCCUGUUUUUGCUUCCUUCCGUUCUGCAGCAUGCUUUUUCUCGCGCUCAGCGUUGAUUUAUGUUUCUGUUUUGGUCUCUGGUUUUCGGUCUUGGUUUUUUGGAUUUUUUGGGGAAACAACUGGAUAACUGGGACGGUGUUCUGUCUUUUUUUUUGUCUUAUUUGGUUACUGCGAGCGGCUUUUGUUUAUACCUUUCCCUUUUUUGCGUCUCACUUUCUCAU